UCUCUCUCUCUCUCUCUCUCUCUUUUCUUUUAUUUUUUACACUCCAAAUCCACAUGUCCCUUCUAAGAAACUAACCAUUUCUCCCAAUAUGUAAACAGGUCUGACCAUUUAUGAGGCCCUGUCCCCAUCAACUUCUUCCCUGCCCUUGACCUCUUCCCUGAGUACCCAUCAAAGAAGGUCUUCUGCUUCCUCCUUGGUAAGAACCUCAGAGAGGAGCAUUUGCACACCCACUGCAACUGGCAUCUAGACUUUUCCAGAGAGGCAGUCUGCCUUUCCCUUCUUCCCAAGAGCUCCAGGGUCUUUCUUCCGGGCUCAUAUUUCCUAUCAGCUCAGACCCUUGUAUCCCCCAGGUGUCCAAGAAACAAUCUUUGCCCACAAGGAGUCUGAAAGGCUUCAUACUGUUCACUCUGGGACACAUUUCCCCAGAAUUAAUGUGCAUAUUCUCCUAGCCACCAGAUGUGUCAUCUUCCUGAGGUGGUCAGCAAGUGACUCCCCCAGGAAAGCUGUGUCCCAGUCUUGGGAAUAACACGGCAGUGCCUGGGGAGCUGGGAUUAUGCUGAGGAUGCUGACCAACAUCCAACCCCUAGGAUGCUUGAGAAAUGGAAAAACAAGCUUUGCACGUUGCCUGGGUUCUGCCAAAUCAGCAGGCCCCUGCUGUGGCCAAUCAAGAACUUCUCUCAGAAGUGAUAUUGGCUCAUUCUUCUCAUCUCGCUGAUUGGCUUUGAGAAAUGGGCGGAGCUACUGAGUCUGCCCCUGCUUCCCAUUGGUGGAUGAAAUUUAAAGGUGGGCCUCCAGCAAGUGUUUGUCCUGUAACAAAAGGGAAUGUCUUGGGGAUUUUCCCCCUGCUUUGGAAAUCUAGCCUUCAGGCAAAUUAUAAGUAGGAACCCAAUUUGAAAGUAAGAAAUCUGAAUGGAAUUAAGCUGUCAGGUCCUCAGAAGGGCGCAUUCCCACCUCAGUCUGAGGUCUGAAUGUGCCAAACACAGGCACUUGUUUUAAGGGAAAGGAUUACCAGAUUUUGCCAACAGUUAGCCAGCAGCUACCCCCAAACAGGUCACCAGUGGCAAGAAAAGUGACAGUUCUUUUUUUCUUCUUCUUUUUUUUUUUUUUUUAAGCUUUAAAUGAUUUUUCAAGGCUGAGCAGUAGUUGCAAGCACAUGACUUUAACUGCUUGCAAGGGCUUUUGCUGCCGCCUAAAAUGAAGCUACUCUCUCAUUAAGAGAGAGUUACCACCGACCCCGGUGUAUGACCCUUUCCCAGCUGCUUUUCGAUGGCCAUAACACUACACUGCUCAAUCCCACCUAAGGCAGAAGGCAAGAAGCCCGGCCUUCUGUGGAAACUGGGUACAAUCUCCCCGCUCUUCUGCUCCCAAAACCAAAGAGGACUGACUCUAGGGAGCCAGGAAAGGUGUGAGAAGUCUUCCUGGACAGAGAGCGGAGUAUAGCGUGGAACAGAGGUGAACCGGACAGAGGACGCGAGACAGGGCCACCAUGGGCUUGCUGCAAGGUCUUCUCGGAGCAAGAAAACUGCUGCUGGUCAUCUGCGUCCCGCUGCUGCUGCUGCCUCUGCCCAUCCUCUAUCCCAGCAGCGAGGCUGCAUGCGCUUACGUGUUGAUUGUGACAGCUGUAUACUGGGUGUCCGAGGCGGUGCCUCUUGGAGCUGCAGCCCUCGUGCCUGCCUUCCUCUACCCAUUCUUCGGAGUUCUCCGUUCCAGUGAGGUGGCAGCUGAGUACUUCAAGAACACCACCAUGCUGUUGGUCGGUGUCAUCUGCGUGGCAGCAGCUGUGGAGAAGUGGAACCUGCACAAGCGCAUUGCUUUGCGCAUGGUCUUGAUGGCCGGAGCCAAGCCGGGCAUGCUGCUGCUGUGCUUCAUGUGCUGCACCACCAUGCUGUCCAUGUGGCUCUCCAACACCUCCACCACUGCCAUGGUAAUGCCCAUUGUGGAGGCUGUGCUGCAGGAGUUGAUAAAUGCUGAGGAGGAGCAGCUGGGGGCAGACAACUCCAACGCAGAAGCAGCUGAGCUCAUGGGUCUUGAUGUAAACAACAGCCAAGCUCCUCUGGAACUCAUCUUUGUCAACGAAGACACAUCAAAGGCAGACUUCACUUCCCUGAUGCAGACCAAGAACCUGAAUGGUGUGCCUUCAGCCACCGAACCUAUGAAAACAGCAAACCAACACAAGCAGCAGCACCCCUCACAGGAAAAGCCACAAGUCCUGACCCCCAGCUCCAGGAACCAAGAGUUGAACAGGAAGAAAUAUAGGUCCCAGCAUGACCAAAUGAUCUGCAAGUGCCUUUCUCUGAGCAUAUCCUACGCCGCCACCAUUGGUGGCCUGACCACCAUCAUUGGCACCUCCACCAGCCUCAUUUUCCUGGAGCACUUCAACAACCAAUACCCAGCAGCAGAGGUGGUGAACUUUGGCACCUGGUUCCUCUUCAGCUUCCCGAUCUCCCUCAUCAUGCUGGUGGUCAGCUGGUUCUGGAUGCACUGGCUCUUCCUGGGCUGCAACUUUAAAGAGACCUGUUCUUUGAGCAAGAAGAAGAAGACCAAAAGGGAAGAGUUGUCAGAGAGGAGGAUUCAAGAGGAAUAUGAAAAGCUGGGGGACAUUAGCUACCCUGAAAUGGUGACUGCGUUUUUCUUCAUCCUGAUGACGGUACUGUGGUUUACCCGAGAGCCUGGCUUCGUCCCUGGCUGGGAUUCUUUCUUUGAAAAGAAAGGCUACCGCACUGACGCCACAGUCUCUGUGUUCCUUGGCUUCCUGCUCUUCCUCAUUCCAGCAAAGAAGCCCUGCUUUGGGAAAAAGAAAAACGGGGCAAACCAGGAGCCCACCUUGGGGAUGGAACCCAUCAUCACAUGGAAGGACUUCCAGAAAACCAUGCCCUGGGAGAUCGUCAUCCUAGUGGGAGGAGGCUAUGCGCUGGCUUCUGGCAGCAAGAGUUCUGGCCUCUCCACAUGGAUUGGGCACCAGAUGCUGUCACUGAGCAGCCUCCCGCCAUGGGCCAUCACUCUGCUAGCAUGUGUCCUGGUGUCGAUUGUCACAGAGUUUGUCAGCAACCCAGCCACCAUCACCAUCUUCCUGCCCAUCCUGUGCACCCUGUCUGAAACUCUGCACAUCAACCCGCUCUACACCCUGAUCCCAGUCACCAUGUGCAUCUCCUUUGCUGUGAUGCUGCCCGUGGGAAACCCCCCCAAUGCCAUCGUCUUCAGCUAUGGGCACUGCCAGAUCAAAGAUAUGGUGAAAGCUGGCCUGGGAGUCAAUGUCAUUGGCCUGGUGAUAGUGAUGGUGGCCAUCAAUACCUGGGGAAUUAGCCUCUUCCACUUGGACACUUUCCCAGCCUGGGCUAAGGUCAGCAACAUCACCGAUCAGACCUAACCAAGUGGACAAAGUAGCACGACCAGAAUUGAGCCACAGGCAAAGAAAACCACCAGGAGCACACACCCAGAGGAUAUCCCUGCCACCAGAUUCCACCAGCCACCAGACGUGUCAGCUGUUGCACCUCCUUCCCCACCUGCCUUUCCUUAGCACCAUCACUCAAGAAAACCCACUCUCUGGCUUCCUUGUGCCCACCCUAACAGCUGAUUCUUUCUGAAGACAGGAAAAGUUGCAAGCCUGUCUUAGUUGCCCUUCAAGGUGAAGCUUCACCAACUGCCUGGCCUCACCAGGUUUUGUUAUCUGUAAUACCCUCCUAGGAACUGAACUGAUACCCAGACAAUUGAAACCCGUGACCUGUCUUCUGGGGGGAUAGUGUAACCUAGUGCUCUCAAGUGUUUCUAUCUUGCCUGUACAAAGAGGCAACUCUCGAGGUGAUCGGAACUCUUUUAUCACUUCUUUCAUUUGCCUCAAGUCUCUCUCUUCAGUGGCUCCCCUUCACCUUGGCACCAAAUUCCUGUAACACAAAAAUGUCUCCCUUCAGAAAGAGGCAGGCAUUAUUCUGUCAAAGGAAAGGGAAGCAGAACAUGAAAACAUCUUGAGAUUAGCACCUCUCUAGCCACUUGUCAUUAAUGGGAAAUGCCACUGCCUUGGCUAAGUGUGGGGAGGAAGGGAAAACUUUCAUACCUGUUAGGGACACCAAAACUACAAUUACAAGCACAGCAGUAUUUCUGAUAUGUUGGCUUGCUUCUCCACUUAAUGAGUAGAACACAAAAUUCAUAGUACCCAAAGGUCCAACCGUCAAUCACUUCCUAUGAGGCCGUGAGCCCUUUGAGGGGAAGAUGUGUCUCUUGGGUUCUUAUAGUGUAGUAACUGAAACUGCUAUAAAUGUUCCUGAUAAGAAAAAUCAUUGGAAAGCAAGCCUUCCUUCCUCCUAAGGACCAUGACAUGUUCUCCAUCAGAUGUCCUUGCUAUGUGGCUGGAAGGAACUCUCUAUCCCUUCUGUUUUCUGCCAUUCUAUACUUCUGAUUUCACUAGCAAUUACUUGCUAAAUGUAUCUGUGGAAAGUGGAGUUACUAUAUGGUUGCAACAAUCUAAAGUUACUACUUAGGUACAUACAAUUCUCCCAUGAUAAUUUACUUGUAAAAAGUCACACGUCUAGCUUACCAGGAGUGUAAGUAUGAGUUUUAAAAUUCCUUUUGUGCCAGUCAACACUUACAUGAUCCAAAACUGUGACUGACCAGGUUUAGCCAGGAGUAUGAGUACUUCUGCCCUUCAUUUAGCACUGGCAGUGUCUGGCCAAUCACAAUAAGGAAGACCUUAUGAGCCCAUAAGCACUGGCAAUGUUACAGAUGGCUUGAACGAGCUGACAUCCACAUCCCUACAUUCAAUUUUCUUUAAAAUGUUUUGAGUAUUGUCAAAGCAGGCAAUCACAUUUCUGAACCAUUAAAGAACUCAGACACUAACUCCCUAGGUUAGAUGAUAAGACAGGCAUAGAUAAUGCAAUUCUGGGCAUAUAAAAAGGAAAAAGAGAAAAUUUGACUCAGAAUUAUGUGGACUUGGAAUUAUUGGCCACCUAUUUGAGACCCUCAAAGCAAAGUAAUGUCAACUCCGCUGUUGCCAGGGCUCCAUUAGCUGAUGCAUUCAAGGAGCUGACUUAGAAAUACAUUCAUUACAAUCUGAUCUACACUCAACAACAGUGCUGUUCUUUCCUAAAUCCAGAUUCAGGCCAAACAAGACUGUUUAGUGCAAUGAUGGGGCAGCGGAUGUGAUUAAUAAACCCUAGUCACCGGGCGUGGUAGUGCACGCCUUUGAUCCCAGCACUCGGGAGGCAGAGGCAGGCAGAGCUCUGUGAGUUCAAGGCCAGCCUGGUCUACAUAGUGAGUUCCAAGCCAGCUGGGGCUACAGGGAGACCCUACCUCAAAAAGACCAAAACAAACAAAAAAACCCAGUCAUCUAGAAAUCACUCCACUUCCAGCCCUUCUCUUGCUAAGACUUGAUUUUUAUUUUGUAUAUCACACUGUAUGUGUGAAAAUGUGAUGUUUGGUCAUCUUGCAUCAGCUCAUUUUCCAGAUGCUCAAACAGCCAAUGAUAGUAAGUAUGGCUGCACCUUAUUCUCAUAGGUUGCAUAUCAAGUUUGCUUAAAGUUGCCUUGAAAUGCCUUUAAGUUCCCCACAGUAAGUAAAGGCUGAGAACUUUUGCAUCGGCAUUUUCAUGUCAUGAAGACUCAUAUUCAUCACCUUUUUGGUUUUUAAAAAUUGCUACUUUGCCUCCAAUGUCAGAUGUUUCUUGAACUAAACAUCAAAUAAAGUGCAGCUGAC
Molecule: messenger RNA, 5685 nt
Organism: Nannospalax galili (Upper Galilee mountains blind mole rat)
Lineage: Eukaryota; Metazoa; Chordata; Mammalia; Rodentia; Spalacidae
Gene: Slc13a4
Product: solute carrier family 13 member 4
Exons: 16
Coding region: 1487-3367 (626 amino acids)
Biological process (GO): monoatomic anion transmembrane transport
Cellular component (GO): membrane
Molecular function (GO): transmembrane transporter activity
Source: RefSeq, a predicted model, not a curated record